Balaenoptera musculus (blue whale) is the source of this 3606-nucleotide messenger RNA. RefSeq names its product ATP binding cassette subfamily D member 4 (gene ABCD4). Lineage: Eukaryota; Metazoa; Chordata; Mammalia; Artiodactyla; Balaenopteridae. The record is from RefSeq and is a predicted model, not a curated record. Gene Ontology annotation, biological process: very long-chain fatty acid catabolic process; fatty acid beta-oxidation; peroxisome organization. Gene Ontology annotation, cellular component: peroxisomal membrane. The coding region runs from base 1599 to 3191 and encodes 530 amino acids. The transcript has 18 exons. Gene Ontology annotation, molecular function: long-chain fatty acid transmembrane transporter activity; ATP hydrolysis activity; ATP binding.
AAUUUUUAAAAAAAAAUUAGAGAAACUGUAUAGCAUAGUUAAGAGCACAGAGCCAGGCUGCCUGUGUUCAAACCCUAAGGCUGCCAAUUAUCAGGUGGGUGACAAGGCAACUUACUUAACCUUUUUACCCUCAGUUCCUCAUCUUUAUGGUUGUGAUUAUUAAAUGAAUUAAUACACAUAAAAUGUGUAGAACAGUACUGGGCACGUAGUAUGGGUUUGGCAUAUAAUGUGUGUUUAAUAUGCCCUUUCUUGUGAUAUAAUCUCUAUUACGUGCCCACGUAAACAUAGGUGAAUUUUUUCUUUUUGGUCUUUCUGUUCCAUGGUCUUUUUGUUCCUGUAUUCAUACCACACUUUGUUAUUACUCCAACCCUGUAAUAUGAUAUGUCUUAAUAACCUGAUGGUUUAGGUGGGUUUCUUCCUCCUCCUUUCCUGUUCCUCACAGUUUUCCUAACCUAUUCAUGGACCUUUAUAUUUCCAUAUACAGUUCCUUAAAGAACUCCUGGUUUUGACUGGUAUUGCAUUGCAGUUACAGACUUCUAUUAGAAAUGAAGUCUUUCUAUUUAAGUCUUCUUUCACAUCCUAUAAUAGAGCUUUCGGUUUUUCCUCCAAAAUGUCUUAUACAUUCUUUUUUAAAGUUAAUUCCUGGAUAUUUUAUGGUUUUUCUGUACUUUUCUUACUUCUGUAAAUGACAUCUUAUUUUCUUUGUAUUUGCUAGUUGGUUAUUGUUGGUUAUUGAUACUCGUGUGUUAACCCUGUAUCUAGCAACAUUGCUGUACUCCUUUUAUUUCUCACAUUUUGUCUAUUUUUUAAAAAAUAUUUAUUUUGGUGUGCUGGGUCUUAGUUGCGGCAUGCAGGCUCUUCAUUGCUGCGUGCGGGAUCUUUAUUGCGGCGUGCGGGACCUUUAGUUGCGGUGUGCGGGAUCUUUAGUUGCAGCAUGCCUGUGGGAUCUAGUUCCCCGACCAGGGAUCGAACCAAGGCCCCCAGCAUUGGGAGCAUGGAGUCUUAGCCACUGGACCACCAGGGAAGUCCCGCUAACAUUUUGUCUAUUGCUUUGCUGUGUUUCCUAUGUAAAUGAUCACAUCAUCUGAAAAUAAUGACAAUUUAAUCUCUUCUUUCAUUCCUUUUACCUCAUUUCUUUUUUUUCUUUAUUGCUUUAGCCAGGAUCUUAAAAUCCUUGAUGUAGUGGGUUUCCUUGUCUUGUUUGUGACCAAAAAAGAGGAUGUGGCUAAAGUUUCUUUAUUAAUUUAGCUAUAGGUUUUUGGUAAAUAACCUUUCAUAGCAUUUAUCAACUUAAAUUCCUUUUUAUCCCCUGGUCUGUUUCCCCCCUACCAUCUUCAGCAUUUGUAAACUGUUCUUUCUGCAUGGCCUGCGCCCUGCCCACCAACAGCUGUAGAUAAGCUUGGUAACUGCUCUCUAAGGCUCUGUUGUCCUUUUAGGACUCUCUCUGCUUCUCCUGCUUCUCUUCUUCAGGCCCAGGUUAGAUCUGCAAUUUUUCCAGCGGUUCCUGCAGAUACAGAAGGUUUUGUUUCCCUCUUGGUCAUCACAGAAUGCCUUGAUGUUCCUGACCCUUUUGUGUGUGGCCCUACUGGCCUAGUGUGAUGCCUCUCCAGUGCCCAGUGGGACUUAGCCACCAGGAAGCAGGAACCAAGCUGUGGCUGAAGAGCUUUGACCAGUUCACCUGCAACCUGCUGUAUGUGAGCUGGAGGAAGGACCUCACCGAGCACCUCCACCGCCUCUACUUCCGGGGCCGCGUGUACUACACCCUCAACGUGCUGCGGGAUGACAUCGAUAACCCGGACCAGCGCAUCAGCCAGGACGUGGAGCGGUUCUGCCGGCAGCUCAGCAGCAUGGCCAGCAAGCUGAUCAUCUCCCCCUUCACCCUCGUCUACUACACCUAUCAGUGCUUCCAGAGCACCGGCUGGCUCGGGCCUGUGAGCAUCUUUGGGUAUUUCAUUCUGGGAACCGUGGUGAACAAAAUGUUGAUGGGUCCCAUUGUGGCAAAGCUGGUGCAGCAGGAGAAGCUGGAGGGGGAUUUCAGGUUCAAGCACAUGCAGAUCCGGGUGAAUGCUGAGGCUGCUGCUUUUUUCAGAGCUGGGCAUGUGGAGCACAUGAGGACAGACCGCAGGCUGCAGAGACUCCUUCAGACCCAGAGGGAGCUGAUGUCCAAGGAGCUCUGGCUGUACAUUGGCGUCAACAUGUUUGACUAUCUGGGCAGCAUCCUGAGUUACGUCGUGAUCUCAAUCCCCAUUUUCAGCGGCGUCUACGGAGACCUGAGCCCCACAGAGCUCAGCACCCUGGUCAGCAAGAACGCCUUUGUGUGCAUGUACCUCAUCAGCUGCUUCACCCGGCUCAUCGAUCUCUCCACCACGCUCUCCGAUGUGGCAGGCUACACACACAGGAUCGGGGAGCUUCAGGAGACCCUGCUGGACAUGACCCUGAAGUCGCAGGAUGGGGAGAUCCUGGACGAGAGUGAGUGGGACUUGGCCAGGGCCCCGGGAUGGCCAGCAACAGAGCGAACAGAUACAGCUUUUCUCCUUGAGCGGGUCUGCAUCUCCGCCCCCUCCUCUAACAAACCCUUAAUCAAAGAUCUGAGCCUGAAGAUCUCUGAGGGACAGAGCUUGCUUAUCACAGGCAACACGGGCACCGGCAAGACCUCCUUGCUCCGGGUUCUGGGUGGCCUCUGGGCAAGCACAUGGGGCUCAGUGCAGAUGCUGACAGACUUUGGACCCCACGGGGUGCUCUUCCUGCCACAAAAGCCAUUCUUCACUGAUGGGACCCUUCGGGAGCAGGUGAUAUAUCCCUUGAAGGAGAUCUACCCGGACUCAGGUGCUGCUGAUGAUGAGAGGAUCAUGAGGUUCCUGGAGUUGGCAGGCCUGUCCAGCUUGGUGGCAAGGACAGAGGGUCUGGACCAGCAGGUCGAUUGGAACUGGUAUGAUGUUCUGUCCCCAGGAGAGAUGCAGAGGCUCUCCUUUGCCCGGCUCUUCUACCUGCAGCCGAAGUACGCAGUGCUCGAUGAAGCCACCAGUGCCCUGACCGAGGAGGUGGAGAGCGAGCUCUGCCGCAUCGGCCAGCAGCUGGGCAUGACGUUCAUCAGCGUGGGCCAUCGGCGCAGCCUUGAGAAGUUUCACUCCUUGGUUCUGAAACUCUGUGGAGAAGGAAGGUGGGAGCUGACCAGAAUCAAAGUGGAAUGAAGCCAAGGCUGACCACCGGCAGGAGAGCCGAGCCCAGGAGGUCGAGUCCCCAGGAGAGACCAGGAGGGCUGAUGGGGCAGGGAAGGAGCUCCAGGCUUGCCUCACAGGUCCGGUGUGGGGAACACCAGCAGCAGUGGGCUCGGCCCGCGUGUGGCCCCGCACAGGACGCCCACCCUGCCAGGGUGCCUCCUGCUGCCGCAGCCAGAGCUUCGUGCGCCUGAAGUGCUGAUUACUGACGUGUAACCUCGGAUCGUGUUUUCUAAAGAAAACCUGACAGUGUGGGAUCUAUAAGAAAUGAAGGGUCAAAAUGGAGAGUGUAUUGGACUUGGAGUCAAGAGAUCCAGAAAUCUUUUAGAAUAUAUCAGUUUUGCAACUGUAGAUUUUUAACUUUAAUCAACUAUUUAAAUUUUAUAAC